Molecule: messenger RNA, 1807 nt
Organism: Antechinus flavipes (yellow-footed antechinus)
Lineage: Eukaryota; Metazoa; Chordata; Mammalia; Dasyuromorphia; Dasyuridae
Gene: ASF1B
Product: anti-silencing function 1B histone chaperone
Exons: 4
Coding region: 1-735 (244 amino acids)
Biological process (GO): DNA replication-dependent chromatin assembly
Cellular component (GO): nucleus
Molecular function (GO): histone binding
Source: RefSeq, a predicted model, not a curated record
AUGCUGCCUCAGUCUGGUGUGGAAACCGCGCGGAGUAUACGCGAGAGGGAGAGCGGCAGCAGUAGCAGCAGUAGCGGCAGCAGCUGCUGCUUAGAGGGCAUCCCUCUUUCCUGCCUCCGCGAGGCCAUGGCCAAAGUUUCGGUUCUGAACGUAUCGGUGCUGGAGAACCCGAGCCCUUUCCACAGCCCCUUUCAGUUCGAGAUAAGCUUCGAGUGCAGCGAGGCCUUGGCAGACGACCUAGAAUGGAAAAUCAUUUAUGUGGGUUCAGCAGAGAGUGAGGAGUUUGACCAGAUACUAGACUCAGUACUGGUAGGGCCAGUCCCAGCAGGGCGACACAUGUUUGUCUUUCAGGCAGAUGCCCCUAAUGCCUCCCUAAUCCCAGAAAGUGAUGCAGUGGGUGUAACUGUGGUCCUUAUAACCUGUACCUACCAUGGACAAGAGUUCAUCAGAGUUGGCUACUAUGUCAAUAAUGAAUAUACAAACCCUGAACUUCGGGAGAACCCACCUCUGAAACCAGACUUCUCUCAGCUUCAGCGAAACAUCUUGGCUUCUAAUCCCAGAGUAACUCGAUUCCAUAUCAACUGGGACAGUACCACAGACAAAUUGGAGGACAUUGAAAACCAAGACCCUGUCUUAAAUAUGGGACUACCACUGAGUUGUCCCCCUACCAAAGGUCUAGAUCUUCCAGACCGUGUUCCCAGUAUCAUUCCUGAAAACUCCAUGGACUGCAUCUAACUAGGAGAAAAUAAGGCCAAGGCAGUAUGAUGGACCUGGAUCUCUGCCAAAUGAAUGGUUUUUUUGUUCUGCCUUCUGGAAAGUUUUAGGGGCAAGCCUGGAGGACUUGGAUUAGAGCUCUAAACUGUAUCUUAUAAGCCAGUGAAACUGGUCCUUAUGGGAAGGAAAACCUGUCAUUGGUAUGUCCAUUAGUUCAACACAGAGAGAUUGUUUACCUGUUUUCUUACAGGUUUGCAGAACAGAUGAUACUUUAGCUCUUUUACUCAUUGUGAGUUUUGCCUUUCCUCUUAGCCUUUUUGGGAACUAUAACUCUGCAGAGAUAUUAAUUUUGUGGGUGGGUUUUUCUUUUUUUUUUUUUCUGCUUAUAGAUUUCCUAACCUAUAACUGGAGAUUCCCCCUCUUCCCCCCCCCCCCCCAUUUUGUGUUAUUUCCUUAGUUUCUUCACCUUCCCAACUAUCUUCAAUCAAUGAUUUGCCCUGACUUUCUGGGGGUACUUGUUAAUAAUCUUGGUGGGAUUUGGGCUCCAGCAAUUUUGAUAAAUGUCUCUUUGUAUGUCAAUUGCCGCUCUUUCCCCAAUUGGAAUUUCUUAUUCCUGCCUCCAUCUUGCCAACUUCUGGAAAGGCCCAUUCCCUUAGGUGCCAAGAAUGAAGUUUUGAAGGACUAUUUAAAGACGAGGCCAUCCUCUUCCUUUUUAUUGGUGGCAAUUCGACUCAGACAUUCAUUCAGCUCUUGGCUGGAUCAGAGGAUAUGAUCAAGAACUAAUCAACUGAUUUUCUCUGGGCAGGAAUAACUGCAAACCAUAUCCCCAUAUCCCUUAACUCUAGGAGUUAAUGCCAAAAGGUUGCACUUAACCUCUUCUGAGGCCAUAUGAUUUUUCAGGAGGAUAAGUUCUUGUGUUUUGGAGACAAAGGAAAAGAGGGUACUGUGCACAUGGAAGCAUCCCUUAAGCCCUCAGUUCUUUCCCUCUAAUCUAUUGUUCCUAUGGCUAUUGUUGCAUAUGUAAUUUGUAUAUUAAAGGUUUUUUAAAUUAAAAGUUAUGGUAAUUGGAGAAAUAAAAAGCACUUAGGCUGGA